AAAUGGGCGGGAGGGGGUGUUACUCAGAGCACUUUGUUCCCUCGGAAUUGAACCGGGUGGAGGAGAAACGAGAGCAGAGAGAACUUUAGCUGCUCCCCCAUUUAUGGAAAAAGUGGUUUGUUCCGCGCAUGGGCAUCCCUGUAUUUUGAAGACUGGCAUCCAGGAUGGCCCAAACAAAAACAAAAGCUUUUAUAUGUGUGGUGUCCAAAACCAGCAAUCGUGUGGAUUUGUGCUCACUACAGAGCUUAGCCCUUCUCAUUGCCUGAUACAUGAACAAUAUAUAGUGGAACUGCAAGUUUUGAUGAAGGAAAAGGAGAAAGAAACAUACAGGCUGUUCUAUCGAUGCAGUAAAGCUAAAGCAGAAGGGAAACAAUGGUGUGGAAGUGUCCCAUGGCAGGAUUCAAAAACCAAGACAAUCCCAACCAAACCACAACCUCAGCAAAUGCUGGAGUUGAUCCAUGAUCACAGAAAUCAAAGAAAUCCAUUCAAAGUACCAAACAAGAACCAAGAAUUAUCAUCUGUUAAAGAACUGAAUGACAGAGAGGACAAAAAUCAAAUAAAAAAAGAACAUGAGAAAAAAGAAACUGUAGAGUUUGACAAAGAGGCCCUUCAAAAAUUAUCAUCUGAAACCAAAAGAAAAGAGCUUCUAACAACGCUGAAGAUCAAGAACACACAGUUUGGAGGAAAAUGUGAGAACUCAUAUGCAGGAGCAAUAGAAAACCAAGCAAAAUCAAGUGAUGCCGUGUCUGUAAGGGAGAAAGAGACAUCUUUUAAUGGAUAUAAAUAUCUGGGUAAAAAGGCUGAGAUGCCUCCUGGUCACACUGGACAUGGUUCAGCUGUGAGAACUGCUGGAGUUGAUGCGCAGAAAGAAAAAAGAUCAUUGCAACCAUUGCUAAAUUUCAAGAUCCAGAAAUCCAGUGGCAGGCCCAUUGAUGAGGAACAGUCUGGCAAAGGGGUUCCAGAAAUCUGCAAGGACAAAAGAAUAACAACGAAAACAAAUGGCCAUUGGGGAGCUGAAAAAGAGACAGGAGUGUCUAGAGAUCAUGCAGCUGUUCAGGAACUGACAGGCUCUGUUCCUGGAGCACCACACAAAGGAAAUCCAGAGAAAUCAUCAGAACGGUUACAGAUGGGAGUCACUCCGGGAGAGAAAGACUGUGCCACUAAAAAUGUUAGCAGUGGUGAAUGUGACAAAUCUGUGCCUUUCGAAUUACCUGUUGUGCAAGGAUUUGAAUUCCAACAAGGAAAAGACAGCAGUCAAAAGAAACUGUCGCCCACAUUGCCAGAACUGGCCUCUUUGCAGAUCACAGAAAAUGUGGAUUCCAAAGCUCUUCACCACCAACUUUCAGCUCAGCUGGAGCAGAAAAAGAAAACUUUGAAAUUGGUGAAUGUUCAGGCACUGCCAGAUAAAGGCGAACGAUUAUUAAAGCAAGUGGAAGAGCUGGAAUCUGCACUUAGCUCUCUGAACUUGGAGACAGAAGAAAAUGCAAAGAGUGGUAAGCAUUUUAAUUCAUCAUUUGGAGCCAGUGUUCCAAAUCUACAGUCCAAAAUAGCUUUGUCUUCAACCAGAUCAACACUGCAGUCCUACCUCAGACGACAGGAAGCUCAGUCGGGGUCAGGAUCAAGUGGGGGUAAUCCAUUUGAUAAAGGAUCACAGCAAUUUAGGCCAGAUCAACAGAACCCUGUGGGAAAGACCAGCCAAGAUAACACCCCCAUUUCCACUACCAUUCACAUCUUAUCCCUGUUACUCAGACUCCGUCAGUGCUGCUGCCAUCUUUCUUUGCUAAAAGUGGCUCUUGACCAGGCAAAUCUGGCCAGUGAAGGCAUCUCUCUUACUCUGGAGGAGCAGCUCAAUGCUUUGACCUUGUCUGAACCAGACAGCAGUGACCCUCAGUCUGUGGUCUACCUCUUUGGUGCGGCUUUCAAUGUGGAACUCUUUGAAGCCACUAGACAGAGCACUAAACUCUCACAUCUCUUGGAGGAGUUGAAGGCUAUUCAAGGUCAUUCUCAGAAAAGUGUCAUUGUGUCUCAGUGGACUAGUAUGCUGAAGGUUGUCGCAGUACACCUGAAGAAGCUUGGGCUGAGAUAUGCCACAGUGGAUGGCUCUGUGAAUCCUAAACAGAGGAUGGAUGUCGUUGAGGAAUUCAACAACAAUCCCAAAGGUCCUGAGGUCAUGCUAAUUUCCCUUCUCGCUGGAGGUGUUGGUUUGAAUCUGGUUGGCGGAAACCAUCUAUUUCUUCUUGAUAUGCACUGGAAUCCAGCAUUGGAAGACCAAGCCUGUGACCGCAUUUACCGUGUGGGGCAGAGAAACGAUGUCACAAUCCACAGGUUUGUCUGUAAAAGGACAGUAGAAGAAAAGAUCGCAGAGCUGCAAACCAAGAAAAAGGAACUGGCCCAAAAAGUACUGUCUGGAAAAGGUGACUCCUUCACAAAGCUCACCCUGGCAGAUCUCAGGCUCCUUUUUGGCUUUUAAACUUUGGUUCCCAUUGCCACCCUUCUCUUUUUUGCACAGCAUCCUUUUUAAUGUUGUGUAUAUAAUUUUAAUAAAGUCACUAUUUUUGUCCUA
Molecule: messenger RNA, 2563 nt
Organism: Anolis sagrei ordinatus
Lineage: Eukaryota; Metazoa; Chordata; Lepidosauria; Squamata; Anolidae
Source: RefSeq, a predicted model, not a curated record